AUGGUGGUGGCACUUCUGGGAGUCGUGGUGUACGUAACUGUGUCAUACUGCUUUUAUGUUUACUACGAUAGGGAGUCUGCGUUCCGGGAUGCCUUGGCGUGUUCCAUAGAAGUAUUGAGGGAGAAAAACGUUGCUUAUUGGUUGCAAAAUGGCACACUUCUUGGAUCCACAAGAUUGGGGAGGCUGGUGCUAUGGGAUGCCGACCUGGAUAUUGGCUACAAUACGACGGAUAACUCAGAAACAUUUGCAGCAAUGUUGAGGGAUCUGGAUUCAAGGUGCUUCGGGGUUUCAUCAAGCACCCGAUCGGGUGUACGGAAUCCCAUGAACAUACAUCGAAAAUGCACUAAUCGGAUUUGCGCUGAGUUUCACGAAACAAUCAUAAAAAAUGGUUUUGCGACUUCGGGAGAUGGAGUUUCUCCAGAAAAGGAACUUGUUCCUCUAAAGGCUUGCACUAUUGCUGAUGUGGUGGCUCAAUGCCCACACAAUCCUCCGUAUUAUUUAAAAGAAGCCUAUGGCAGUGAAUGGCUAACUCGAUCGCUAGCUGAGUUUUUCUAG
Messenger RNA from Trypanosoma grayi, 555 nucleotides. RefSeq lists its product as hypothetical. The coding region runs from base 1 to 555 and encodes 184 amino acids. The record is from RefSeq and is a predicted model, not a curated record. Lineage: Eukaryota; Euglenozoa; Kinetoplastea; Trypanosomatida; Trypanosomatidae. The transcript has a single exon.